This is a messenger RNA of Mycotypha africana, 564 nucleotides long. RefSeq lists its product as uncharacterized. The annotation marks the transcript as partial. Lineage: Eukaryota; Fungi; Mucoromycota; Mucoromycetes; Mucorales; Mycotyphaceae. The transcript has a single exon. The record is from RefSeq and is a predicted model, not a curated record.
AUGAUCGAUUUUAUACAUGAAGACGGCCAGGGAAACCUUUUUAACGGCAAAGGCAUGGCUGUUGCAGUUGUGGAAAUGGAAGUAGAUGAAGAGAUGUAUCCCAUUGAAACGGUGACAAAUUUUGGAAUGUACCAGGAGCUCAAACCACCUGAAAAGCUCGAAAAAAACAAUGAAAAGAAAGAAGACAGAGGAGAUGUCAAGCUAGAGAACAACACGACAACCCGUAUCUACAAGAGUUACAAGGAAGCAAAGAAGGAGCAACUGUUUGCUUUGGUCUAUGAAAAAGGCAUGAGUGCUAGAGAAGCAGCCUUAAAACUUCGUAUCACUCCGCGCACAGCACAAAGAUGGAUAGCGAACGAUCAGCGAGAUCCUCAAACGUAUAAAGAAAGAAAAGAGGGUAGUGAAAGACCAGUCAGUAGACCAGCAAUGAUGGAUGAUCGUCAUAAAACACAUUUGGUCGACUUAAUUGACGAAGAGCCUGCAUUAGUGUUGGACCAGAUGAUAGAUAGCCUGGCAGCCGAUUUCAUUGACCUCGAGAUAUCAAAAACAGCACUGUACAAUUUC